This is a messenger RNA of Choloepus didactylus (southern two-toed sloth), 3766 nucleotides long. RefSeq names its product amyloid beta precursor like protein 2 (gene APLP2). Gene Ontology annotation, cellular component: membrane. Gene Ontology annotation, molecular function: serine-type endopeptidase inhibitor activity; heparin binding; transition metal ion binding. The coding region runs from base 90 to 2369 and encodes 759 amino acids. Gene Ontology annotation, biological process: axonogenesis; central nervous system development. NCBI's taxonomy places the organism in Eukaryota, Metazoa, Chordata, Mammalia, Pilosa, Megalonychidae. The transcript is spliced from 18 exons. The record is from RefSeq and is a predicted model, not a curated record.
UGCGCUUCAGAUGUUAGUGGGUCGUGGUGGUGGCGCUGUGGUCUGUGUGUGGGACUGUGGAGCCGAGCGCCAGAGCCACCGCGCGAGGGAUGGCGGCGACCGAGACGGCGGCCGUCGCGACCACCGGCAGGCUCCUGUUGCUACUGCUGCUCGGGCUCGCAGCUCCCUCCGUGGCGCUGGCCGGCUAUAUCGAGUCUCUUGCAGCCAAUGCUGGAACAGGAUUUGCUGUUGCUGAGCCUCAAAUUGCAAUGUUUUGCGGGAAGUUAAAUAUGCAUGUGAAUGUUCAGACUGGGAAAUGGGAGCCAGACCCCACGGGCACCAAGAGCUGCUUCGGGACAAAGGAAGAAGUGCUUCAGUACUGUCAGGAGAUGUAUCCAGAGCUGCAGAUCACAAAUGUGAUGGAAGCAAACCAGCCCGUCAGUAUUGACAAUUGGUGCCGGAGGGACAAAAAGCAGUGCAAGAGUCACCUCAUUAUACCAUUCAAGUGUCUCGUGGGUGAAUUUGUAAGUGAUGUUCUGCUAGUUCCGGAAAAGUGCCAGUUUUUCCACAAGGAGCGGAUGGAGAUGUGCGAGAAUCACCAGCACUGGCACACUGUGGUCAAAGAGGCGUGUCUGACCCGGGGAAUGACCUUGUAUAGUUAUGGCAUGCUCUUGCCCUGCGGGGUCGACCAGUUCCACGGCACCGAGUACGUGUGCUGCCCCCAGACAAAGGUUGUGGAGUCCGCUGUGUCGAAGGAAGAGGAGGAGGAUGAGGAGGAGGAUGACGAUGAUGACGACGAUGACGAUGACUACGACAUUUAUAAAAGUGAAUUUCCGACUGAGGCGGACUUGGAAGACUUCACAGAAGCAGCUGUCGAUGAGGACGAGGGGGAGGAAGUGGUGGAAGAGCGCGAUUAUUACUACGACACCUUCAAAGGGGACGACUACACCGGAGAGAACCCAACCGAGCCCAGCAGCGAUGACACUGUGUCUGAAAAGGAGAUCACCCACGACGUUAAAGCUGUCUGCUCCCAGGAGGCGAUGACGGGCCCCUGCCGGGCCGUGAUGCCCCGUUGGUACUUCGACCUCUCCAAGGGAAAGUGCGUGCGCUUUAUAUAUGGCGGCUGCGGCGGCAACAGGAACAAUUUUGAGUCUGAGGACUAUUGUAUGGCUGUGUGUAAAACGAUGAUUCCUCCAACUCCUCUGCCAACCAACGACGUCGACGUGUAUUUCGAGACCUCGGCAGACGAUAACGAGCACGCGCGCUUCCAGAAGGCAAAGGAGCAGCUGGAGAUACGGCACCGCAACCGAAUGGACAGGGUGAAGAAGGAAUGGGAAGAGGCAGAGCUUCAAGCUAAGAACCUCCCCAAAGCAGAGAGACAGACUCUCAUUCAGCACUUCCAAGCUAUGGUGAAGGCUCUGGAGAAGGAAGCAGCGAGCGAGAAGCAGCAGCUGGUGGAGACCCACCUGGCCCGUGUGGAAGCCAUGCUGAACGAUCGCCGGCGCGUGGCCCUGGAGAAUUACCUGGCGGCCUUGCAGUCUGACCCGCCCCGGCCCCAUCGCAUUCUCCAGGCCUUGCGGCGUUACGUGCGUGCUGAGAACAAAGACCGCCUGCACACCAUCCGGCAUUACCAGCACGUGCUGGCUGUGGACCCCGAAAAGGCGGCCCAGAUGAAGUCCCAGGUGCUGACACACCUCCACGUAAUUGAAGAAAGGAGGAACCAGAGCCUCUCUCUGCUCUACAAAGUACCUUAUGUGGCCCAGGAAAUCCAGGAGGAAAUCGAUGAGCUCCUUCAAGAGCAGCGGGCAGACAUGGACCAGUUCACUGCCUCCAUCUCAGAGACCCCCGUGGACGUCAGGGUGAGCUCUGAAGAGAGUGACGAGAUCCCGCCGUUCCACCCCCUCCAUCCCUUCCCGCCCCUACCUGACAUCGAAGACACUCAGCCGGAGUUGUACCACCCAAUGAAAAAAGGAUCAGGCGUGGGAGAGCAGGACGGAGGACUGAUCGGGGCCGAGGAGAAAUUGAUCAACAGUAAGAACAAAGUGGACGAAAACAUGGUCAUCGACGAAACGCUGGAUGUUAAGGAAAUGAUUUUCAAUGCUGAGAGGGUUGGAGGCCUGGAAGAGGAGCCGGAAUCAGUGGGGCCGCUGCGGGAGGACUUUGCCCUGAGCAGCAGCGCCCUCAUCGGCCUGCUGGUCGUCGCCGUGGCCGUGGCUGCAGUCAUCGUCGUCAGCCUGGUGAUGCUGAGGAAGCGGCAGUACGGCACCAUCAGCCACGGCAUCGUGGAGGUUGACCCAAUGCUCACCCCAGAAGAGCGUCACCUGAACAAGAUGCAGAACCAUGGUUAUGAGAACCCGACCUACAAAUACCUGGAGCAGAUGCAGAUCUGAGCGGGGGGAGCGGGUGGCCCUGCUGGCUGGAAUGCAGGGGUGCCGGCAGGCGGGGAGAGGCCCGGCCGCUUGGGUCAAUGGCCGGCCAGCAGUUGCUUCCGGAGGAUUUCAUCUUACACUCAGAACUCCUGGAUCACUACAACUAUAAAGUACUACUGUAGAGUUGCAAUUUCCAUUCUUUUAAAUGGGUGAAAAAAUGUUAAUAUAACAAUAUAUGAUAUAUAAACCUUAAAAAUGAGAAAAUGAUCUAUUGCAAAUACUUGACUGAUGUAGUUUUCUUUUUUUAAAUUAAUCAGAAAUCCCAGUUCUAUUGUAUUCUCACACAUGCUCCACGUUCUAUAUAAACAGAAAAAGUUGAUUUUCAACGAUAGACUGUAUACACAGGCUGUUUUUUCCCAUUGCAAUGUAUAAAUCAACUCUUUAAGGCUCAUUCACUCUCAUAGUUUUAAUUAAAAAAAAAAAAAAAAGGCAGCAUCCCCUCUUUAAGGGGGCUUUCAGAAGGUUGCUGAGAAACGAAAGGAAAGAGGGAACUGGAAUUGACCUUGAAGCAUAUCAUGACCACCUCUCAAAAUAUCUCACAUGGCCCAUUUUUUUGGGAGUCUGGUGCUCUGCUGCUGGGUGACGUGCUGUGUCCCCACCAGCCUUGGCACCAUGGAGUUAAAGUUAUUUGAUUCCAGCACCUUUUAGCGAGCCUAAUGGCACACAGACAGUGCGUCCACAGCUGCUUCCCUUCAUAUCCAGUUCUUCCACCGAGAUCUGCCUGCACUUUGUAUAUGACAUUCUUCCACUCUCCGUCGUUUGCUCUGUAGCUUUUUACUCUUCACCUCCCCCGACAAGUUAUGUCCAAAUGUGAUGCCUCCUUCCUCUUUGGACAUGUCCCUCGAAAGGCACUGACUCCCCACCCCCGCCUUUGCAUCCGGGCUUCUCUGCCCUCCCUUUCCUGAGCACCAGCCCCCGGGGCGGUCACGCAGAGAAGACCAACGAUGAGCAGGCCGCUAGUGGCCCCAGGCUAGAGCACGCAAGGUUUGCUUUUAUUUGAAAAGAGGAUAUUCCAGGUUGUACAUGAAACUGGAUCUGUAGCCACCGUGGAAAGCAUAGAAGAUUUUUGUUUGACACGAGUCUUUGUAAUGCUUGUAUAGUUGACAUUGAUUCCCUCAGCAUUUGUUUUUGUUUGUUUUUUUCCUUUUUUUUCUUUUACUCUGAAGGUUCUGGUAACCUGUAGUGUAUUUUUUUUUUCUAUUUUCCUUUAACUGUUUUUUUCCCCCCUCUUCCUCCCCCUUCAACCAUAUCCUUGUGUCUUCCCACUAUGCACAGAUUAAACUUCACCUACAAACUCCUUAAUAUGAUCCGUGGAGAAUGUACAGAAUUCAAACACAUCAAUAAAUACUUUAACUUCC